Messenger RNA from Paramecium tetraurelia, 330 nucleotides. RefSeq lists its product as uncharacterized. NCBI's taxonomy places the organism in Eukaryota, Ciliophora, Oligohymenophorea, Peniculida, Parameciidae. The record is from RefSeq and is a predicted model, not a curated record. The transcript has 2 exons.
AUGAUAUCCACCAAUGACUCUGAGAUUAGAGUAUGGAAAUUUUAGUAAGGAACCUUGAGCGAGAUUACUACUCUUAACGGCAUCAAUAAGACAAUUACUUCCCUAUCAAUAGUUUUCUAUCAGCUAUUUUUGAUUAAACAAUCUGUUGAUGGAAUUAAAUAAAAAGUAAAGAAUGGAAGAAUUCUAUUAAUAACAUUUAAUUGCAGAGUUUGUUUGAUUUUGAUCAAUCUGAAAACCUACACUUCUCUAAAGGAAAAGUUAUUUCAAAUCAAAAUUUGGAAAGUAGAUUUUUUAAAGAAUCAAUUAUACUAUUAAUAUUCAUUGAAAUGA